Phycomyces blakesleeanus NRRL 1555(-) is the source of this 942-nucleotide messenger RNA. RefSeq lists its product as hypothetical. The transcript has 7 exons. The record is from RefSeq and is a predicted model, not a curated record. NCBI's taxonomy places the organism in Eukaryota, Fungi, Mucoromycota, Mucoromycetes, Mucorales, Phycomycetaceae. Bases 1 to 942 code for a protein of 313 amino acids.
AUGUCUCCCAGCCAUAUCUCAACCAAAAAGUUUAAAUGCUACUGUCUAGUAUGCAGAAUUAAAGCAGGAGAAUAUAAUAUCAUAUUUUCUCAAACGCUUAAAUGUCAUAAAAGAGAUGAACAAAUUGCAAUCAGGGGGCAAACCAACAGAUUUGAAGAAAUACCUGAGGUUGUCAGCCAUAAUGAAAUUCAUUUUGAAUAUGAAAAUAAUGAAUAUGAUAUAGUUUAUGUUUUUAGAUUGAAUGAUAGCAUAGAAGAGAUAGAAAUGUCUGCUCAGAUAAAAGACUUAUCUCUUUCUGAAUCUAAUGCUGUAUUUGGUAUUAAAGGCAAUGAGUAUGCAGCAAGCAAUAAUUUUGAUGGUAAAGAAGAUGAGAGUGAUGAUAAUAUGAGUGAUGAUAAAGGUUUGCAUAUCUACAGCAACAAUGAAUCUGUCACAGUAUAUUGCAUGUCUCCUGUUUUUGGUAGUAACCUAUUCUUGUUGGAUGUCAAUAGUGUCCCUUUUGUAAACAAUGACCACUCUAUAAUGUUUACUUUUAAUAUCGAUCAGUUCCAACCAUUUGAUGGAAAAACAUAUUCAUGUGGGAUUAUUACACCAAAAUCUAAAGAAUCAAGUAAAUCAGAUAUUAACAACUAUCUGAAACCUCUUGUCGAUGAAUUGGAGUUGUUGUACAAAGGUAUGAAAAUCAGAACUCAUCAACACCUAGAAGAUAUCUCUAUUCAUGAUGCUCUUUUCAUGGUCGCAUGUGAUAUCCCUGCCACAAGAAAAUACACAAUCGUCAACCUUAUGCAUAAUCUGUUCCUUAGAACUACCAAGAUAAUGAUGGAUAGAUGGGUUGCAGAUGGAAUAAUUAACAACAAGAAACUUGCUGCCAUGCAGAAAUCUGUCAAGAAAAUUGUGCUGCCUCCAGAUUACAUGAUGUUACAAAACAAGAUUGGCAAGUGA